Molecule: messenger RNA, 1919 nt
Organism: Capsicum annuum
Lineage: Eukaryota; Viridiplantae; Streptophyta; Magnoliopsida; Solanales; Solanaceae
Product: ATP synthase gamma chain, chloroplastic
Exons: 2
Coding region: 110-1189 (359 amino acids)
Biological process (GO): proton motive force-driven ATP synthesis
Cellular component (GO): chloroplast thylakoid membrane
Molecular function (GO): proton-transporting ATP synthase activity, rotational mechanism
Source: RefSeq, a predicted model, not a curated record
UUUCGUCAGAUUUGCCCGCCUCGUGCUGAUUGAACAUCAAUUGCCAAAUGAGGCACAAAACCCACAAAACCCAUUAAAAGCCCUUUCACGUUGAAUAACAAAUCAAUCAAUGGCUUCUUCACUCUCUUUCACUUCUCAUCUCGUCCAAUUUCCCAUCUCCGAUCCUAUUGGAAAUUGCACUUUCAAAUUACCGAAACUGCCCCUGCCCUCAAUCCACUGCGGUAUUCGUGAACUACGACAAAGAAUCGAAACAGUUAAGAGCACCCAAAAAUUUACAGAGGCAAUGAAACUAGUCGCAGCUGCCAAGAUUCGAAGAGCCCAAGAAGCAGUCAUUAGUUGUAGACCAUUUGCUGAAACACUUGUUGAUAUGUUGUACAACAUUAGCCACCAGGCUCAGUUAGAAGAUGUACAGAUUCCUUUAACAGAUAUAAGACCUGUAAAGAAAGUUGCACUUAUUGUUAUAAUUGGUGAAAGAGGUCUUUGUAGGGGUUUUAAUAACGGAAUAUUGAAAAAAGCUGAGAGUCGUAUUGAGGAAUUGACGAAUCUUGGAAUUGAGUACACUUUGAUUAGUGUUGGUAAAAAGGGUAAUGCGUAUUUUCGACGAAGGAGAGGUGAGUUUGUUGAGAGAUUUGUUGAAGGAGAGAGUUUUCCGACGACGAAAGAGGCUCAGGUUAUAGCUGAUGAUGUUUUUUCGUUGUUUGUGAGUGAAGAAGUUGAUAAAGUAGAGGUUGUGUAUACUAAAUUUGUUUCGUUGGUUAAAUCUGAUCCGGUGAUUCAUACGUUGCUUCCAUUGACGUCGAAAGGGAAGGUAUUCGAUGUGAAUGGGAGGAGCGUUGAUGUAGAUGGAGAUGAGUUUUUUAGGUUGACUACUAAGGGAGGAAAAUUGGCUGUGGUGAGGAAUCAUUUGAGGGUGAAAAAGGGGGCUUUUGUGCCUAAUUUAGAGUUUGAGCAAGAUCCUGCUCAGAUUCUUGAUGCAUUGAUGCCUCUAUAUUUGAAUAGCCAGAUUUUGAGGGCACUUCAAGAGUCAUUUGCAAGUGAGCUUGCAGCUAGGAUGAAUGCAAUGAGUAGUGCCACGGAUAAUGCUGUUGAGUUGAAGAGGAAUCUUUCUAUUGCUUAUAAUAGAGAGAGACAGGCGAAGAUCACGGGUGAGAUAUUGGAGAUUGUUGCUGGAGCAGAUGCACUUACAUAGCUGCGCUGAUUCUGAUAUGCAAGACUUCAGGUGAUUCAGCUAGUGGAGGAGAUCUGCAAUCAUCCAAAAGCGACAUGUAGAGUAAGUCUGUAGCAGUUAGAAUUAGUUUGUAGAGUCUGUAAAUCAUACUGCUGAGCUAUUCUCAAUUGCCGUCACAAAGCAACUCUGCAUUUAUGACAUUAGAAAUGUUAGCGGGUGCAAUAAAAACCACAACCCAAUCACCCAUAAAAUUUCUUAAAACACCUCCUAUUCCUUGUUUAUCAUGGUGAAGCAGCCAUCAGUGUUCUAACAUAUAGGUAUUAGGGUCAGCUAGGCUGCCAUUUUUAGGUAAACAGGAUGCACAACUUGUUUGGGAAGGCAGCAGCCAGCAAGAUACAAACACUCAGUAGAGUGCUUAUGGAUGUUCGAGUAGGACACAUUUGGUGUGGUGCAUUGUCAAAAAUGCAUUUGGUACGAUCUUUCCAGAUAUGCCACAAAGCAAACGGAAGAAGUUUGUAAAGAGGAAUUCCAUCCAUUUAAGCUGGAUGAUUUUGUAGUUACUAAAUGUUUAAGCCAUAGUAUAGGUUUAAUCGCCACCUCCCCCUAUAGCAUAGGUUUAAUCAGAGGCGGAUCCGGAUCCAGGAUUUAAACUCGAUGGGAUUAACCUUUAAUAUUUUUAGUAUUGACUGAUCAUUACAUUUUAAAAGUUAUGGGUAUCUACUAUUUGUUGUAAUUUUAGUGAAUUUUUACA